AUGAAUCUUGUAAGGUUUAUGAACAACCGUGUUCCCCCUAACAAGAGAUACCAACCUACAGAUUAUGAGCAUGCUGCCAACUGUGCCACACACGCGUUAUGGAUAAUACCCAGUCUACUGGGUAGCACAGUCUUGCACUUUCAGUCGGAGGAUCAAUGGGAGCGGGUCUCCGCCUGGGUCUAUGGAGCAGGGCUCAGUUCACUUUUCAUCAUCUCCACCCUUUUCCACACUGUGGCUUGGAAGAAGAGCCACCUGCGAUCUGUGGAGCACUGUUUCCACAUGUGUGACAGGAUGGUGAUCUACUUCUUCAUCGCUGCCUCCUAUGCGCCUUGGUUGAACCUGCGAGAACUUGGUCCCUGGGCAAGCCACAUGCGCUGGUUAGUAUGGGUCAUGGCCUCUGUUGGAACCACCUACGUCUUCUUCUUUCAUGAGAGAUAUAAGAUCAUGGAGUUGAUCUGUUACUCAGUGAUGGGAGUCUUUCCUGCCUUGGUCAUUUUUUCAAUGCAAGAGCAAUCAGGUUUGUGUGAACUACUGGUAGGAGGGGCCUGCUACUGCCUUGGGAUGAUCUUCUUUAAAAGUGACGGCAUCGUCCCAUUCGCUCAUGCCAUUUGGCACCUGUUUGUGGCCAUGGGAGCAGCCAUACACUACUACGCCAUCUGGAAGUACCUUUAUGCCCAGCCACCAAAUCAGGUUAAGACCUCAAGAUGA
This is a messenger RNA of Lampris incognitus (smalleye Pacific opah), 708 nucleotides long. RefSeq names its product monocyte to macrophage differentiation factor 2-like. Lineage: Eukaryota; Metazoa; Chordata; Actinopteri; Lampriformes; Lampridae. The transcript has 7 exons. The coding region runs from base 1 to 708 and encodes 235 amino acids. Gene Ontology annotation, cellular component: membrane. Gene Ontology annotation, molecular function: pore-forming activity. The record is from RefSeq and is a predicted model, not a curated record.